CACGUGCUCAAACCCGGAAGUGGACAAGCACGCCGCCGUGUGAGGAGCUGCUCGAGGUCCAGAGUCUCUUCUGCUGUGUGGCGUCAUGUCGGCGGUCAGCUGUGUACCUGGUCAGUUUGAUGACGUAGAGGAGGACAGCAACCAAUCAGAGCUGUUUGCUGCAAGGCAUCACAUUAGUGAUGUCACUAUGCAGCCUUCAUCAGACCCACCGGAGGAGGAGGAAGAUGACUAUGAGGAUGACUAUGAUGAUGAAGAGGAGGAGUGGGUGUGGGGUUCAGCAGGAGGAGAUCUCACCAAAAGAUACAACAGGACAACAGUCAGCUGUCAGUCCAACAGACAGAAUCCAUCCAAUAAGACGCUGCAGUCGACUCCGUCUGACAAAGCUCUGAGGAAAUAUGAACACAAGAUCAACCUGGACAAACUGAAUUAUGCAGAUUCGGUGAUCAAUAAAGUGACGACGAUGCAGAAACAGAAGGAAGCCGACACGUACCGAGUGAAGGACAAAUCUGACCGAGCCACAGUGGAACAGGUUUUAGAUCCUCGAACUCGAAUGAUUCUCUUUAAGAUGUUGAGUCGAGGAGUCAUCUGUGAAAUCAAUGGCUGCAUUAGUACAGGGAAGGAGGCGAAUGUUUAUCACGCCAGCACCUCUGCUGGAGAAAGCCGAGCGAUUAAGAUCUACAAGACCUCCAUCCUGCUCUUUAAGGACCGAGACAAAUACGUCAGUGGAGAGUUCAGGUUCCGUCACGGUUACUGUAAAGGAAACCCCAGGAAGAUGGUGAGAACCUGGGCAGAGAAGGAGAUGAGGAACCUCAUCAGGCUGCAGACGGCAGGAAUCCCGAGUCCAGAACCAAAGCUGCUCAGAAGUCACGUUCUGCUGAUGAGCUUCAUCGGAAAAGACAACCUGCCGGCUCCUCUGUUGAAGAACGCAGCUCUAUCGGAGUCAAAGGCCCGUGAGCUCUACCUGGAGGUUCUGCAGAACAUGAGAAAGAUGUUCCAGGAGGCUCGACUCGUCCACGCUGACCUCAGCGAGUUCAACAUGCUAUACCACAAUGGAGGCGCUUACAUCAUUGACGUGUCCCAGUCGGUGGAGCACGAUCAUCCUCAUGCUCUGGAGUUCCUCAGGAAGGACUGCAGUAAUGUCAAUGAGUUCUUUGUGCGGCGUGGCGUCGCCGUGAUGACGGUCAGAGAGCUGUUUGACUUCAUCACCGACCCCUCCAUCACUUGCCACAACAUCGACCAAUACCUGGAGAAGGCGAUGGCGAUCGCCACCGAGCGGACCUCAGAGGAGCGUUCGGAUCAGGACGGAGUGGACGAGGAGGUGUUUAAGAAGGCCUACAUACCCCGCACGCUGACGGAGGUGAGCCACUACGAACGAGACGUAGACCUGAUGAGGACAAAGGAGGAGGAGUCGGCCGUCUGUGGACACAAUGACAACGUUCUGUACCAGACGCUGACCGGACUGAGGAAGGAUCUGUCUGGAGUUCAAACGGUACCGGCGCUCCUGGAAAAUGACCAGUCUUCGUCCUCGCCGGAUGAAGAAGAAGAGGAAGAAGAGGAAACUGUGGGGGAGCAGAGUGAGGAAGCCCAGAUAGACAAAAAGGGACGGAAUCCACUGGGACAGAAUCCACAGGGACGGAAUCCACAGGGACGGAAUCCACAGGGACGGAAUCCACAGGGACGGAUAUGUAAUUAAGGGACGUGAAGCAGUUGUAGAAAAGAAAUCCGACCACCAGGACGCACACGGAUAAAUACAUCAAGCUCGCCGUGUUAUGAAAAGUUAACGAGGAAGUGGAUUAAAAAAGGACAUUUUAUUUUGGAUAGCCCUAAAUCACACUCUGUACACAUGCGACGUCCUCUGUCCCGAAGCGUCACAUCGGCACAGGAACAAAAAUGAAAAGCCUUCAUGGAGAAGAAAGACAUCCGUCUCCUGAUGGACAAUGUCCAAGAUGUAUAAUACGUUUAGUUCCUAUAACAGAAAUGAUUCAAAUAAUUGUAAGUAGUAACACGGCAGGAACAAGAACCACCAUCAUCAGAUAGAACCAAAGCACAAAGACUGGUUUAUGACAGUAAUAUGAUUCAUAUUUCAAAUGAUAUUGGUCUUCCUGACAAAUAAUGGCUUGUGUGAUGUGUUGUGAAGUCUUUCCUCAACACACUAGGUUCAUCGGGGUAUCUUAUAUAAAUGAUGGUAUGGUAUUUAUAUAAUAUGGUAUUUGUAUAUUCAUGUAUGAAUAAGAUGUCCUUGUUAUGUUGUUACUGAACCACAAACUACUAAGAAUAAAUGUUAAUAUCAGAGUAAUAACGCAUUGAAUCGUAGAAACUAGAGGCCUAACCAAAAAAGAAUUCCACCAGCCGCCACUGUUUAUUUGUCUUUGACAUGUAAAUAAAAAGUA
This is a messenger RNA of Gasterosteus aculeatus aculeatus (three-spined stickleback), 2390 nucleotides long. NCBI's taxonomy places the organism in Eukaryota, Metazoa, Chordata, Actinopteri, Perciformes, Gasterosteidae. The record is from RefSeq and is a predicted model, not a curated record.